AUGGAUGAAAGUUCAGUACCUACUGAACUGCGUACCUCACCUGAUAGUGAUGAUUCAGCAAAGAAAGGCAAAGGCAAAGGCAAAGCUAAAGGAUCACCAAAAGAAAAAGGAAGUCCUAAGGGGUCAGCAAAAGAAAAAGGAAGUCCUAAAGGGUCACCAAAAGGAAAAGGAACUGCUAAGGGGUCAGCAAAAGGAAAAGGAACCCUUUCUCUUAUUUCAGUUAAAAAAGAAGAGGAACCUGAUCUAUCUAUGGCAAGCAUGGGCCACCCAGAAAUAUUUCCCUUGGUCCUCACUGAAAAAACACAAGAAAUAUUUAAUUGCUCUGCUGAUGUAGAUGUAACAGCUGAAAAUCCUUACAAGCUCAUUAAAAAGGAAGAUAUUAUUAAUGACAUGAAGACAAGAGCUGCAAUUUCUGACUUCCACCCUAUCAAAAAAGUUAUACUAGAUUAUCCUGGCGAAGAACUCCUGCUAGUCUUUGACAGAGAAUUAAAAUAUGGACAACUCUUUCAUCUUAUUGCAACCGAAGAAGCUAAGGAAAACCUUUUAAAUCCACCAGAGCCAGAGGAAGAGGAAGAAGUGAAAGAAGGGGUGCCUGAAGAAGUUUAUAAACCUCCUGUGCGCAAACCUUGGGUUUCACUCGGAAGUGAAAAGGAAAUUGAAGAAGAAUCAGUCAGGGAAUCAAUAAGGAGGAUUAAAUAUAUGAUUUCUCGGCCACACAAAGAAUUUGGGAUUCGGGUUAAAUUCCAAAACAGAAAUGCCACACUUGACAAACAUGCCUAUGUGGAUUGCAUGCCCUAUCAAGAUAAGAACUUCACCAUUCGGCAGCUGGAGAAACAUAUUGGUGUUCAGGUAGUCCCAGAAGAAGAAAAUACCGGAACUCAGACAAAAUGGACCUAUCCCAAAAAUGCAACGACACAAUAUUACCCGAGAGAAUUUACAGAAUAUGAAAAGGAGGUAUACUUGUCAUCGGACGAGUUGAAAAACUUUAUCGUGUCUGUGGCUUUACGAGUUGAAAUAGCUCUACAACAAAAUGAAAUCAUGAAUGUUUUUUUCGAUGACUGGAAAGCUCUUGCAGAAGAGGAAAGUGGUUUUGCAGGUAAAUCUGAUGUUACCAUGAAGGAAUAUCAGUCCUUUACAGAUCUGCAUUAUCUCAAGGACAGAACUGUUAGCUGCGUCUGCUGGCACCCGACCAUUUAUGGAAUAAUUGUUGUAGCAGUGACGGAGCGCCUCUCUUAUGAGGAACGAGUAGCUCAGUCUGGGAAAUUGCUCUUAUGGAAAGCCCCAAUUCUGUUCUGGAGUUUUGCUGACCCCAUUCAUCCUCAGCUGAUGCUGGAGUGCCCUGAAGAUGUUUAUUGCUUUGAGUUUUCUCCAAAUGAUCCCAACAUCAUUGUUGGAGGCUGUCUCAAUGGACAGGUUGUGUUGUGGGAUAUUUCAGAAUAUGAAGAAAGGUUAAAAAGUGCCAAAUCAGGCACUACUACUGGCACAACAGUUAAUGUGCCCAGUUUCAUACUGGAACAACAAAUGGGGAAGGAGCCACACUUGGCGAGGUACUGUGCAGUCUCAUCUAUAGAAUAUGGCCAUAAAUCUAUAAUAACGGAUAUACACUGGCUGCCAGAUUUUUUUGAGGUCAACAGGAUGGGUACUGUUUUUGAAAAUAGAGCUGGAAUUUGUGUGCAGCUGAUGACCUGUUCACCAGACUGCACAAUAUAUGUUUGGGAUCUCCGAACUUACAGGCCUGCCUUACAACCUUCACUUGAGAAGAAAAAGGAAGAGGGUAUUAUUAAUGUUCCACCUGAUGUGCCCACCACCUUCAAACACCUUGACCUUGCCUGGAAACCUAUCAUAAAGAUCAAUCUGCCCAAGGCAGAUACAAGUGCUGAAUAUAGUCCAAUAAGAUUUAGCUUCAGAGAAGAGCACUAUCACACCAAAAUUCAAGACAAAACAGCCAUCCCAAACAAACAAAGCAAAGAGGAACCCAUAGAAAAAAUUCCAUAUGCAGAGAUCCAGGGCACAACAAUGAAACCUCUUAAGCUACUGGAAAAUAUAAAUACCAGCUUUUUUGUUGGAACUGAGGACGGUGAAGUUCUUUAUUCAGACUGGAAGAUGGAAAGAGACGGUGACUCAGGAAGAUUGCUUAGCCAGAAACCAUCUAACAUACACAGCAUCCAUGAUGGACUUGUUCACACUGUGCAAAGAUCACCAUUUUUCAAAGAUAUCAUUCUCACAAUCGGAGGCUGGAAUUUUGCAAUAUGGAAAGAAGGUGUUACGGGUGGACCGCUCCUUAAGUCAAACUGUGCAGCAAAGAGGUAUACUGUUGGACAUUGGUCUUUAUCAAGACCAGGAGUUUUCUUUAUUGGAAGAGAAGAUGGAAAUGUUGACAUUUGGGACCUAUUGGAGAAAACACACGAAGCAUCUCAGACCCAAAAUAUCAGCAUUGCACAUAUUACUUGUGUUAAGCCCUGGAUCUAUUCUUCAAAGCAACACUUCCUAGCAGUUGCUGAUGAUUUUGGCACCUUGCAUAUUUUAGAAAUUUCAUGGUCAUUAAUUCACCCUUCCAGCAAUGAGCGUUCCAGCGUUCUUCAUUACUUUGAGCGAGAAGUCAAACAUCUGGAGUAUUUUGAGCAGCGGCAGGAAUUCAGAGAAGAAGAAAGGGUGGCACUUGAGCAUGAAAAGCUGAUGAAGAGAACGAAAGUGGUUGGUGGUCAGCGAGAGUUAAUGGAAGAACAGACCAAUCAAAAUUAUGUAGAAUUUUUGGAUUUGGAGAAAGCCAUAUUAGUUCGACUUGGAUUAAUCAAGGGACCAGAUAAAUUUAGCCCCUCGAGAAAUAUGUAGUUUUACCACUACU
This is a messenger RNA of Pseudonaja textilis, 2845 nucleotides long. The record is from RefSeq and is a predicted model, not a curated record. NCBI's taxonomy places the organism in Eukaryota, Metazoa, Chordata, Lepidosauria, Squamata, Elapidae.